AUGGCUGCCUCCACAUUACAGCACUACUGGGAUCUCGCCUCCUUCGAUCCCGCUGUAAGGCUUAACGCUGCACAGUCCCUUGUACGAUCGUUGGCCGAUUUUCAAAAAGAUCACGAAGCAGCUCUUCAAAAUGGAACGCAUAAGACCGCUACUACCGAAGACGAACUCGACACUCUUUGCGCCCCCGAUGUAUCUUAUGCCUUGCGUCGUCUUUUGCGAGGUCUUCCUUCGUCUCGUCAAGGUGCUCGUCAAGGCUUCUCGUUGGCAUUGACAGAGCUUCUCGCCAUUACCGACGUAGUAAAUGUCAGCCUUGUCCUCGAUCUUUUGUUCAAAUAUACCGAGCGUGCUAGUGGUAUGUCAGGUGACGAGACGCGGGACAUGUUGUUUGGUCGUAUUUUUGGAAUGAUCGCCAUUGUCGCUGCUGGCAUGAUCUCGAGACCCACGACAACAUUUCAGGAUAUUGAACGUAUGCUCGACAGCUUGAAAGAAAUGGCCCAGGUCAAAUCCUACGUUGGCGAAAUCUGUCACCACGUUGUUAUCAACCUGAUUCCACAUAUCAAGAAUCUGGAAUAUAAGGACCAAGCUGUGGCAAAAAUUCUGGAACUCUUUUUGACCGAAGUUGCAGACGUAGACGAACUGAAUCUUGCAUUGGCAAUCCAACAACAACUCCCUGAAGUUGAUCUGUCCAGCCAAUUCGCAGACUGGAAAGGCACCAACGUCCUCGCACCAGCCAACCUUCCCCACCUCGCUUCUGUUCUGAAGGAAGUGCCCUCAGAUGAUGGAGAGAAAAAGGGUCAAAAGGUUGCCGAUUGGAAGCCACAGUUGCAUUCCGUGUGGGAUCAUUUCUUAACAAAAUACUUGGAGCCACAAACACAAGCUAAUGGACACGCCGAGCUUGAAGAGUCGGAUCGCGAUAAGACGGCUUCUUUUGCUGAAUUCUGGGAUGUCUGUGUUGACAAUACGUUGUUUGACAAUAACUCCUCCCAGGGUCGCAAGUAUUGGGGCUUCAAGCUCGUCCAAAAGGUCCUUCGUCGUCUUACUUCCGAUCAAAUGUCGCUCAUCUUCACCCAGAACUUUAUGCGAUGCUUCAUCAACAGCCUUUCUGUCAGUGACCGCUAUCUGAACAAAGUUGCGGUUCAUACGGCCAAUGUCAUUCAAGACGUCGCCAAGGAGAACAAGGAGGCCGGCUUUGCUUUGGUAACCCAGUUACAAGGCAACCAAGGUCGUCCAGACUUUGAUCGCUUGACCAGAACCCGCACUGUCGAAAACAUCCUCAAAACGAUGGACAGCGAAGGCAUCAAGUCAUAUCUCGAGUACCUUGCCCAGAUGUUCAUUGAGCAAUCCGAAGCAACACAGGCAGAUGCGCCACGCGCUUGGGUUUUGAAGCAAAUGACUUUCCUUGUCAAGAACAAUGCCAUUCCCAAAGAAGAGGAUUGGCUCUUGUCCGUUGUCAAGUUCUUGAUGGUGUAUGCAUUUUUCGAAGUCAAAAAGUCGUCCUCCAAGGGCUCGUUUAUUGAGGGAUAUCAUAAGCCAGCUACGCCCUUGUCAGAAGCAACUGUGGACCAAUGCAAAGAAAGUUUCCAGACGGUAUUGAUGGCUUUGGAAAAGACGCCUCCUCUUUCAAAGGCAAAGGAACUUGGUGUUAAGUCGUUGCGAUCCCGAAGACUUAACGGCACAAUGGAUGAUGGUGAAUUAUGGGUCUACCGUGUCUACGAAGCACAACAGAAGCUUGUCAAGGACAAGUCGCUGCAAUCCAGAACAGACCUUUCGAAAGAAAGUCAAACUUCCUGCAAGAAGGCAAUCAAUCUUAUGGAAGGUUUGCGAAAGAAGGGUGACGACAAGCACGACAGCAUCGAGCGUGGAUUUGAACUCUUGUUCUUGCACAUGAUUUUGCACUACAUGAUUGACGAGGAAGAAACAGAAAGCGUGCUUUCCGAAUUGUUCGAAUGUUACGACAAGAUCACAUCCACUAAGAAAGCCAAGGGCAAGAAGAGCAAGAAAACCAAGGGCGAUGGCGAAGAAACAGAGCCAGAAGCCAUUGAUGUUAUUGUUGAUAUUUUGGUCAGCUUUGUGACCAACUCUUCGACUAUGCUCAAGAACCUUGCCGAGCAAGUUUUCGAAAUGUUCUCGCACAAAGUCACUCAGCAGACCUUGGGAUUGCUGUUCGAUCUUCUGUCAUCGAGUGAUAGCAAGGACGAAAGCAAUGAUCUUUUCGACGAAGAUAUGGAUGAGGUUGACAGCGACGUGGAAGUGAUCGAGGACGUUGAGAUGGAGGAAGAUGACGACGAUGAGGAUGAAAGCGGAUCUGAAGAAGAUGACGAUGAAGAAGAGAACGGAGAGGUUGAUGAAGAAUUGAGACGCAAGGUUGAAGAAGCUAUGCGAAACCAGGGCGUUCUUGCCGGUGAGGAUGACACGGAAGAUGAAAACUUGGAUGAUGAUGCUAUGUUUGGUUUCGACGAUAAACUGGCCGAAAUCUUCAAGCAAAAGAGACUUGUUAGUGGCAAAGACAACAAGGGCGAACAGAAUGUUUACCAAUUCAAGAACAGCGUUGCUGAUCUCGUGAUCAUUUUUGUUCGCAAGAACCCGGAAAAUCCUCUUGUGUUGCAAACAAUUGUGCCACUGUUGAACAUCCUUCGUGUGACCCCUGCCCGACCUGCCACGAACCAGUUCCUGCAAAAGAUCAUUGCAUUCUUAAAGAACAAGCUCGCCAAGGGAACCGAGUAUCCCAAGGUGGACGAUGUCGAUGGCGCCCUGGAGAUCCUGAACGCCGUCCAUGACUUCACCAAGAACAAGGGUGCCAACAGCAAAGAGCUGGCGGACAUGGGUGUGCAACUGUCGAUCUAUCUGAGAAAAAGCAUCUUCGGCGGAGCAGAUAUCAUGCUUUCAGACGAUAUGCAAAAGGACACAAAGCAGACGCUCGACAAGACCAACGCCAUAUACUGCGCCAACCUGUGCGAUUACUACCGAUCGAAAAAACACACCCGCAUCGAAUACGACCUUGCCGCUUUCCUCCCCAAGAACUUCCCGUACAGCUCAUGGCCUCUCCUCGACUCAUUACUGGAAUUCAUCAACCCCAGUGCCUGCCAUAACAACUACAGACAUACCCAAAAUUUAGAAUGGAUCAGCACCGUGCUGAGCCGCACAGUUGAUAAGUCAUCGGAAACAUACGACAAGCUGUUUUUGGCCUUAGUGCCAAAGAUCGCAAAGAUAGCCCAAGAAACCAUUGACAACGCUGUCGAUGCAACCGACAAAAAAGUGCUGGACACCAACAGCAUGCGGUCCUUCUUGAAGUUCAUACUUGUCACUGUACGAAAGCAUAAAAAGCUAGCUAGCAGUGAGGUAAGGAAAAUUCUCUUGGCUUGGCAGCAGAAAUAA
Zychaea mexicana is the source of this 3375-nucleotide messenger RNA. RefSeq names its product DNA polymerase phi-domain-containing protein. Gene Ontology annotation, cellular component: nucleolus. Gene Ontology annotation, molecular function: rDNA binding; transcription factor binding. The transcript is spliced from 12 exons. Lineage: Eukaryota; Fungi; Mucoromycota; Mucoromycetes; Mucorales; Lichtheimiaceae. Bases 1 to 3375 code for a protein of 1124 amino acids. The record is from RefSeq and is a predicted model, not a curated record. Gene Ontology annotation, biological process: regulation of DNA-templated transcription.